UGAUGGUGCGUCGUUCUCCCUUGAUUGUGUAAGGUGCGUGAGGAUCCCACGCACCGAGAUCUGGUCGCCAUGGAGUACAUCAGAAUGCCCAAGGUGGAAAAUGUGCGCUUCAUUGAUGGAAUGUCUUCCAAAAGAGCUGCAUUAGGGACUCUGUAUCUAACAGCCACUCAUGUCAUUUUUGUAGAAAAUGAACCGGACAGUUGUAAAGAGACGUGGAUUCUUCACAGCCAGAUCUCUUCUGUUGAGAAACUUGCUACAUCGGCUUCUGGUUGCCCUGUGCUGAUUCGUUGCAAGAACUUCCAGAACAUUCAGUUCAUCAUGCCUCAGGAAAGAGACUGCCAUGAUGUUUACAUCUCUCUGAUACGUCUGGCACGCCCAGUGAAAUAUGAAGAACUGUACUGUUUUUCUUUCAAUCCAAAAUUAAACAAAGAAGAACGAGAGCAAGGCUGGAAUCUGACAAACUUGAUGGAAGAGUACAGUCGGAUGGGAAUUCCAAAUAGUUUCUGGCAGAUCAGUGAUGUCAAUAGAGAUUAUUGUGUGUGUGAUUCAUAUCCUACUGAUAUCUACGUGCCCAAAUCAGCCACUGCUCAUAUCAUUGUGGGAAGCUCUAAAUUUCGUAGUAGGAGGCGUUUUCCAGCACUUUCCUAUUACUACAAGCAGAAUAAUGCUUCCAUAUGUCGGAGUAGCCAGCCUCUAGCAGGCUUCAGCGCUCGAUGCCUUGAAGAUGAACAAAUGCUACAGUUGAUCUGGAAGGCAAAUCCUGGAAGUGAUUUUAUCUAUGUUGUUGACACACGCCCCAAACUCAAUGCAAUGGCAAACCGAGCAGCUGGGAAAGGGUAUGAAAACGAAGACAAUUAUUCCAACAUCAAGUUUCAGUUCAUAGGUAUUGAGAACAUCCAUGUCAUGCGAAGCAGUCUCCAAAAAAUGCUUGAAGUCUGUGAGCUGAGAUCUCCUUCAAUGAGUGAUUUCCUCUGGGGGCUGGAGAAUUCAGGCUGGUUAAAGCACAUCAAAGCCAUUAUGGAUGCAGGCAUCUUUAUCGCAAAGGCUGUUGCUGAAGAGGGCGUGAGUGUUCUUGUUCACUGUUCAGAUGGAUGGGACCGGACAGCUCAGGUUUGCUCUGUAGCAAGCCUUCUAUUGGAUCCAUAUUACAGAACUAUGAAAGGAUUUAUGGUAUUAAUUGAUAAAGAUUGGGUUUCAUUUGGACAUAAAUUUAAUCACAGGUAUGGCAAUUUAGAUGGAGACCCAAAGGAGAUAUCGCCAGUUAUUGAUCAAUUUAUUGAGUGUGUUUGGCAACUUACGGAACAGUUUCCUUGUGCGUUUGAAUUCAACGAAAGAUUCUUGAUCCACAUACAGCAUCAUAUAUAUUCCUGCCAGUUUGGAAACUUCUUGUGCAACAACCAGAAGGAAAGACAGGAGCUCAAAAUUCAAGAACGGACUUACUCGCUUUGGGCUCAUUUGUGGAAGAAUCGUGCUGAUUAUCUGAAUCCUCUGUAUAGGGAAGACCACAACAGGACCCUACAUCCGCAAUCAGCUCCCUCUCAUUUUAUCUACAAAUUUUGGAGUGGAAUGUACAAUCAUUUUGAAAAGGCACUCCAUCCGAGGCAGUCUGUUACAGAAUACCUGAUGGCGGUGAAAGAAGAAACACAGCAGUUGGAGGAGGAGCUGGUGGUACUAGAAGAGAGAUUGGCAAAACUUACAAAAGGGCAAUUAAAUAAUGAGGAGGCAAAGAUAAAAAAGGAAAAUCGAAGCUCCAGUGGCAGCAUGGCCAAAUCACCCCAAGAUUACACUGCUAAUCUGAAAUCAUUCCUUUCCCGGAGUCCUUCACAGGGAGAUGAAGAAGACUCAGCACUGAUUCUUACACAGGAUAACCUGAGAAGCUCCGAUCCUGAUCUGUCAGCCAACAGUGAUCAGGAAUCUGGCGUGGAGGAUAUGAGUUGUCGGUCCCCAAAUGGAGGAGGCUUGCCCAGUGAAGAUAGCAUCAAAGACCAUGAUUCGGAUGAAGCUGUUUUUCUCACUCUCUGAGUGAUUACUUAGUCAGUAGGUGAUAAAAGACUGCAUAUCGAAACUUCCAAAGAAAGGGAUUUAUGCACUUAAAGAGUCCAGAUGUGACAAAGACAUAAGCUAGAACGUUCUUGCAUUUAUUCAUCUUUUCAUAUCCCUUUACAGAGCCAUACAGAAUGAACAUUUUGUUUUACAUAGUUAUUAUCUAUAGGAUAACUGCAUAUAGUAAGACCACUCCAAAGAAAUCACAAGAAAUAACGUUUAAGCAAUGCCAAAGCCAAUCCAAUCCA
Molecule: messenger RNA, 2291 nt
Organism: Candoia aspera
Lineage: Eukaryota; Metazoa; Chordata; Lepidosauria; Squamata; Candoiidae
Gene: MTMR7
Product: myotubularin related protein 7
Exons: 14
Coding region: 70-2022 (650 amino acids)
Biological process (GO): phosphatidylinositol dephosphorylation
Cellular component (GO): membrane; cytoplasm
Molecular function (GO): phosphatidylinositol-3-phosphate phosphatase activity; phosphatidylinositol-3,5-bisphosphate phosphatase activity
Source: RefSeq, a predicted model, not a curated record